Messenger RNA from Penaeus monodon (black tiger shrimp), 1716 nucleotides. Its product is annotated as piggyBac transposable element-derived protein 4-like. Lineage: Eukaryota; Metazoa; Arthropoda; Malacostraca; Decapoda; Penaeidae. The record is from RefSeq and is a predicted model, not a curated record.
CGCUCUAGCCCUCGCUCUCGCCACCAGCUGAGGCCGUCCACCUCGACAUUUUUGUCAGAGUCGAGCUCCUCGGAGGACGACGACACUGGGGAUGAGCUAAUCCCCAGCGAUGACUCAGACUCAGACAUUGAUUAUGAGGCCCCAAGUGACGACGAUUUAGACUUUGUCUCACACUCGUUGGACUUGACAGUGACGAGCCUCUGUCAGUCCAUGUCAACAAAACAUGGAACAGCAAUGCUCCAGGGACCCCAGACUUUAGGUGGAGAAGGAAGGAGAAUGUACCAAGAAAGUACAGUUUUUCUGGUACACCUGGUGUCAAGGUUGACCUGGCCAAGGAUUCAACACCACUGGCAGUCUACAGGGAGUUCAUCACCGACGAGCUGAUUGACUUCAUAGUGGAAGAGACGAAUAGAUUUGCAGAGGCAAACGAGACAGCACGAAGACACGGACGGCGAUGGAACCCAGUCACGAGUGCCGAGCUCCAUGUAUACCUUGGGCUACUGAUGCUGAUGGGGAUCAACAAGAAACCUUGGCUGGCCUUUUACUGGUUGAGAAUCCAGGGGUGGCCAUGCCAAUUUUCCCUUUGACCAUGCCCCGCGAGAGGUUCGAGCAGAUUUCCCGCAACCUCCAUUUCCAGAACAAUGAGGGGGAACCUGCAGAGGAAGAUCGGCUGUGGAAACUGAGGGCAGUGCUGACCAUUCUUGGGGAUUGCUUCAAGAAGGUCUUCGUCCCGGAAGUUUAUAUCGACGAGUCCCUGUGGAAAUUUAAGGGUCACCCAAGUUUCCGCACCUACAACCCGAGCAAGCGGGCCAGAUUUGGGGUAAAGGUUUACAAACUUUCUGCAAGUGACGGCCUGUGUGCAGGGUACACUGCCGUGUUCAAAAUCUAUACCGGCAGGGAGCAGGGGUCUCUACCGUCCUCUCAGAAAGCGGUGGUGGACUUGAAGGAGGAGGGUGAAUUCUUCUGGAAAGGGUACACGGUGUGUGUUGACAACUGGUACACCUCUCCAGUGCUCUUCCAUUUUUUACAGUCCAGGAAGACUGGUGCAGUGGGGACUGUGCGCCUGAACCGCCGCCACAUGCCUUGUGAUUUGAAGGUCCGGAAACGGGAGGACGUGGACUCCCAAAGUUCUCCAACCGGCAUGUUGGCACUAGUCGCUGCCUACAACGACGGAAUGAAGGGAGUGGACUUGGGGGACCAGCUCGCUCAGUCUUACCCUUCAGUGCGUAGGGCACUGGAGUGGUACAAAAAGAUUUUUUUUUUUAUUUAUGACUUGGCCACUGUCAACAGCCACGCUGUUUACAAGUAUUUGGGCAACAGGUCAGAACAAAUUGACUUUCGUCUCGACCUCGCCAUGUCAAUAAUAAAUAAUUUUCUUCCUGAUAUCAAGCCCUACAGUGCUUGAGGGCGCCCAUCAACGCUGCCUUCUCCUUCCAGAUUUCAGGGAAGGACUAGACACAUUGUGAGGGAGACGCCUGGAAGGAGAUACAGGAGGUGUUUCCUCUGCUACAGGGCCGGAAGGAGGAAGAUGAUGCGGACUAUAUGUCUGGCAUGCGAGGUGUCACUAUGCACCUACGGGUACUUAGAGAGGUAUCACUCAGAAAAAUUUGGUAUAAGUAAAAAAAUAAAUAAAAAUGGUGAUGGGUACAAUUCUGUUUCUUGUUCUCCUUUCUAUAAUUGAAAGAGGCAGCUAAGUCCACAUUCUGACCUAUAUAA